Populus nigra (black poplar) is the source of this 574-nucleotide messenger RNA. RefSeq lists its product as uncharacterized. Bases 191 to 418 code for a protein of 75 amino acids. The record is from RefSeq and is a predicted model, not a curated record. NCBI's taxonomy places the organism in Eukaryota, Viridiplantae, Streptophyta, Magnoliopsida, Malpighiales, Salicaceae. The transcript has a single exon.
AAUCGACAGAGACCCACAAAUUUGCGUGAUAUUAUAAUAUUUUUUACACGAUCGAUCUUAUCUAUUUCCUAUUCACAAAUCAAAAUCUUACACACCAACCUCUAACCUAGAUCACCUUCACUAUAAAACCCACCAUUUUUCACACUCUAGAGGUGACACUUGUUGUAAGAAGAGAGAAAUCCCUGAGAGAAUGAAGAGGAGCAGCAAAAGCAGCAGCAACAAUAAUCCAAAGUCCGACGCGAGGAAAGAUAGGAAAUCAGGGACUGGAAUGAGUGGAUCGCCUAAGAAAGGAGGCCAUGGAGGCAAGUUCACUUGGGCUGGUGAUGGCUACUCUAAUGCUGAGAUUGGGUUCGAGAAGGAAGCUGUGGACGUGAAGGACCCUAACUUUGAAGACCCAGAAGAGAUCCAGACUGUUUGACUACAACCCACCAUCAUCGUCGUCAUCGCUUAGGUGUCUCUUAAAAAAUGAUCUGAUCACGAUGUAGAAUGAUCCCUAGUUUUAUCGUUAUAUAAAUAAGUUUUAUUGGGAUCUUUCUUGUUUAUAUUUGCAAAAUAACAAUUCUGGUUGAGUUUA